UAGAUGUAGAGCCAACGUCUCAAAAUGAAGUUCACACCUCAGCCAACUGUGAGACGGAGUCCUCCAUCCUGCCUGGGGCUGUCUCGUUCAUUCUAGACCCUAUCUGAAGACCCGAUCACCUCUCAUCCUCCUCGAAGGCUGCUGUCGCAACUUGCCAGCCCGCCACUUGUUGACCAUGGCUUCUGUACUCUCCUCUCCGGUCGUCGACACGAUCGUUUCCGCAGCCCGUCUAGUCCUCUCCCCCCUCUUCACCGGGCCAAUUCUCCUGUCCCUGACAUACCGCCCUGACACGGUGCGGCAUGUUCUCGGCAUCGUCGCGGAACACCUCCCGCAGUGGGCUGCGGCAUCCCUCUCGUCACUGCCGCACCCUCCAGCCAUCACCGUCCUUCGCGUCCUCGUUGCCCUGGGGCUCCUGCGCACGGCGAACCGGGCGCUCAACACCAUGGCGCACAACUCGUGGCGCCUGACCGCGGCCCCGGGCUGGGACUGGCCCAACGAGAUCGCCGUCGUCACCGGCGGCUCGAGCGGCAUCGGCAAGGGCAUCGUCGAGCGGCUGGCCGCCCUCGGCGUGCGCGUCGCCGUGCUGGACAUCCAGGACCUGCCCAAAGACCUGCAGGGCAACGCCCGGGUGCGCUUCUUCCGCUGCGACGUGACGUCGUCCGAGUCGGUGGCGGCGGCGGCCGACGCGGUGCGCCGCGAGCUCGGGCACGCGAGCAUCCUGGUCAACAACGCGGGCAUCGCGCGCACGGCGCCGAUCCUGCAGGCGGACGAGGCGUUCCUGCGGCGCAUCCUCGGCGUCAACCUGAUGUCCAUGUGGUUCACCACGCAGCAGUUCGUGCCGCACAUGGUGCAGCGCGGCAAGGGCCACGUGGUGACGCUGGCCAGCAUCGCCUCCUUCGUCGCGCUCGCCACCGCCGCCGACUACUCCGCCACCAAGGCCGGCGCGCUCGCCUUCCACGAGGCCCUCGCGUCCGAGCUGAAGCACCAGCACAAGGCGCCGCACGUGCUGACGACGGUGGUGCACCCCAACUUUGUCCGGACGCCGCUCGUCCAGAGCUUCGAGGGCCGGCUGCAGCGCGCGGGCGUGCGCAUGCUGACCAGCGACCGGGUGGCGGACGAGGUGGUGGCGCAGAUCAAGAGCCGGCGCGGCGGCCAGCUGGUGAUUCCGAGCUCGGCCACGGGCCUGUCGGGCAUCCGCGGCUGGCCGACCUGGCUGCAGGAGUUCGUGCGCGACCGGGUUGCCUCGGGCGCGGUGAAGCCGUAGGGUGGAAGCAAGAGAGCAUCUGUAGGGUAGGAUAGCUGGCUGGAGAUGCGAUUCAGGGGCUUCCCAACUUGAUCAAGUGUAUAAUCAACGAUUUAGAGCAUGCGCGAAUCAAAAAUGGCGUUCUCGAUACUUCGCGAAUAGCUACCGCCGAGAUGCCUAAUUUUCCCCUGACUUGGUUCGGACUGUGUUGCUGCUCGGCAGGGACAAUUACCCGCCGUUGACUUACACGUG
This is a messenger RNA of Thermothielavioides terrestris NRRL 8126, 1495 nucleotides long. RefSeq lists its product as uncharacterized. Bases 176 to 1264 code for a protein of 362 amino acids. The transcript has a single exon. The record is from RefSeq and is a predicted model, not a curated record. Gene Ontology annotation, molecular function: oxidoreductase activity, acting on the CH-OH group of donors, NAD or NADP as acceptor. Lineage: Eukaryota; Fungi; Ascomycota; Sordariomycetes; Sordariales; Chaetomiaceae.